Acanthosepion pharaonis is the source of this 873-nucleotide messenger RNA. Lineage: Eukaryota; Metazoa; Mollusca; Cephalopoda; Sepiida; Sepiidae. The record is from the annotation of a GenBank genome assembly.
AUGUGCUCCAGUCCAGGAAGUGUCUCUGUCCUUCUAUAUCCGGUGACCGGUGACACGGUCCCUUCUUUAAACUGUUCCGGUGACAGCAUCGGUGGUAUAGCGACCUUAAACAUCACUUCUCAAAGCAUAUCCCUCUCUAUCCACAGACAUGUAAGCAUUCCCUUUCUUUCUCUAUCCAUCUACCACUUCUUCCUCUCUUUCACGUCGAGAAGUUUUAGUCUCCUCCUCCUCUUCUUUCCGUUUCCCUUUCCUCUCUCUCUCUCUCUCUCUCUCUCUCUCUCUAUUCACUCUUUUUCUACGCACGUACGUACUUCUUCAGUCUGCGUCACAGUACGAGAAGACAGAGACUCAGACAGUCUCUUUCUUCUUUUUCUCACGGAUUCUUUUUUAAAGAAAGAAAGAAAGAAAAAACAACUGACCCACGCUUUACAAAUAGACCAAAUGGGGAACUGUUUAAAAACACCAAAUGCUGAUGAUAUAUCCCUGCUCAGGGGUAGUGAUAGUAAUGAUGGUUCAGAUCCGGCCCUAGGGCCACCACCACCGUACCAGGAAGGUGUUCCUGUAUAUCACCCUUCUCCAAAUGUUAGUCGACCAGCCAACCUUUUAACAGAAGAAGAACAGAUUAAAAUUGCACAACGGUUAGGACUGAUCAACCAUUUGCCAACAGGAGUCUAUGAUGGCAGCAAGAAGGCCAGAGAGUGUGUGAUAUGUAUGGGAGAAUUUAUAAUUGGUGAUGCUCUUCGUUACCUGCCCUGUAUGCAUACUUACCACAGAGACUGUAUUGAUGACUGGCUGAUGCGAUCUUUUACAUGUCCAUCAUGUAUGGAACCUGUUGAUGCUGCUUUAUUGACAACAUAUGAAACCAACCAAUGA